Messenger RNA from Miscanthus lutarioriparius, 1707 nucleotides. The record is from the annotation of a GenBank genome assembly. NCBI's taxonomy places the organism in Eukaryota, Viridiplantae, Streptophyta, Magnoliopsida, Poales, Poaceae.
AUGCAUCGCCUAGCUGCUGCCAUGCUCGUGUUGCUCUGCUGCUGCUGCUUGUUUCUCGCCACGCAGCAGCAGCAGCUCCAGCCAGCCGCCGGUGGUAACAGAGCGAGCCCGAGCUGCAUACCACAUGAGAGGGACGCCCUGCUGGCAUUCAAGCACGGCAUCACCAGCGACCCUGGCGGCGUCCUCAGCUCGUGGCGGCGAGACGGUCGCCACGACGAGCAAGACUGCUGCCGGUGGAGAGGCGUCCGGUGCAGCAACCGAACUAGCCACGUCCACGAGCUUCGACUUGGACGUGGAGGCACCUUCCCACCAGAAUAUUUGGCCGGCCAGAUAAGUCCUUCUUUGCUUGCUCUGGAUCACCUAGAGCACCUUGACCUCAGCGGGAAUGAUCUAGAAGGGCCAACGCGUCGUCUUCCCGAGUUCUUGGGCUCUCUAAAGAAUCUCAAGUAUCUUGACCUCUCUGAAAUACCAUUCUACGGUGGCGUGCCUCCCCAGCUUGGCAACUUGUCAAGGCUGCAGUUUCUAGAUCUUUCCAACUUUAGGGGAGGCACGAACUCGACGAAUCUCUCAUGGUUAACACACAUUCCUUCCAUACAAUAUCUUAACUUGGGCGGAGUGAACCUCAGUACAGUAGCGGAUUGGCCUCGUGUCAUGAAUAUGCUUCCUUCUUUGAGGGCCCUCCAUCUUUCAUUCUGCUCUCUUGCAAGCGCAAACCAGUCGCUGCCACACCUGAACCUUACAAAUCUCGAGGAGCUGGAUGCCUCUCAGAACUCCUUCCACCAUCCAAUGGUGACCAGCAGGUUCUGGAACAUAACAAGCCUUAGAUUCCUUCACCUCAACUACACUAGUAUGUACGGUCAAUUUCCGGAUGCUCUUGGAGACAUGACAUCCCUGCAAGUCCUUGAUCUUUCAUUUAAUUAUUAUGAUGGUGACUAUGACGAUGGGAAGGACCGCAUCAUGACCAUGGAUCUGAAGAAUCUAUGCAAUUUGGAGGUUCUCAACCUUGAAUUGUCUCACUUAUAUGGCGACUUAGCUGAGCUGUUUAGGAAUCUACCUCGAUGUUCACCCAACAAAUUGCAAGAAUUAUACCUCGGUUGGAACCAUUUAACCAGGAUGUUACCAAGAUGGAUAGGGCAAUUCAUGAGCUUGGUUGUUCUGGAUCUAGGUAGGAACUACAUCACGGGACAUGUUCCAUAUGAGAUUGGUAAGCUUAGUAAUCUGACCAAUCUGGAUCUAAGUAUAAAUAAAUUGGAUGGCACGAUAACCGAGGAACACUUUGCUAGUGCAAGGAGCUUGCAAUAUAUAGGCUUGUCAUAUAAUGCCCUGAAGAUUGAGAUCAGCUCGGACUGGCAACCACCAUCUACAUUAGAGUAUGUAUCCUUUGCAUCCUGCCAGAUGGGCCCACUGUUUCCUGGGUGGCUUCAGUGGAAUGUGAGCAUCGCCUAUCUUGAUAUCUCGAGUGCAGGCAUAGCUGAUAGGCUUCCACAGUGGUUCUCCGAUGCCUUUUCAAAUGUUUGGUUCAUGAACAUCUCCAACAAUCAACUCAACGGAACUUUGCCGGCUGAUAUGGGCUCCAUGUCACUUCAGGAACUCUACCUCAGUUCAAACAAAUUAACUGGUCAGAUACCCAUGCUGCCACCAAACAUACAAACCUUGGACUUAUCCAAUAACUUGUUGUCAGGACCUCUGCCCUCUGCUACUAGAUGA